This is a messenger RNA of Auanema sp. JU1783, 1524 nucleotides long. NCBI's taxonomy places the organism in Eukaryota, Metazoa, Nematoda, Chromadorea, Rhabditida, Rhabditidae. The record is from the annotation of a GenBank genome assembly.
AUGGGUAAAGGUUUCCAAAAUUUUAUGUCCAAAAAGGACUUCCACCCUAGUGCGUGGUGGAAUUUAAAAAGAGUAUGGGAGGCGAAAGAAUUAAAAGCACAAAAGGAGAAGAAAGAAGAAGAAAUGAGAGUUCAGUAUCAGAAAGAACAGGAAAUGUUAAAUAAUAAAGCUCUAUUGGGAGAUGAAAAAGCUAAACUAGGAUUAUCUUUUAUGUAUGACCCUCCUGCCGGAAUGACUAAACGUGAAGAACCAAAGGAAGAACCGAAAUUUGAAUGGCAAAGAAAGUAUCAAGCUCCUAGAGAAGAAUAUGCUAAGAACAAUGAAUUGAUUCAGGAUCAGCCUUUCGGUAUACAGGUGCGAAAUGUUCGUUGUUGUAAAUGUCACAAAUAUGGUCAUGUUAAUACUGACAAAGAAUGUCCCUUAUAUGGAAUGAGCGGAAAUUAUGACGAUCCAGGAUAUGCUAACAACCCAUCAGAUUUGUUCAAAGAGCUCCGCAAAGGUCCAAUGCCUGCUCCAUCUAGGCCUACAGAAAAUUCAGAUGACGAGUGGACUGAGAAAACUCAGCUGGCUGAAGACAUGGAGGAGAGUCAUGGUUUGAAGCUGAAAGGAAAACUGCUUAAAGAAAUGCAGGAGGUUGAUCAGUUGAAGAAUAUGAAAGGACCAGUCAAGACAAAAGAGGAUAUGGUCAAAGAUUAUGUACAGAAUUUAUCUGCAGAUGAAAGGAAGAAACUCGACAAGAAGAUUCGAGAAUUCAUCACCGGCAAAACUGGAGAUAAGAAAGACAAAAGCAAAAAGAAGAAGAAGCAGAAGAAGGAGAAAAAGGAGAAAAAAAGAAAACGCAUGGAUUCUUCUAGUAGCGAUGACUCCGAUCACGAUCACAAGAGUACACGGAAAGAGAAGAGAAGAAAACGAAUGGACUCUUCGAGUAGCGAUGACUCUGAACAAGAUCGCAAGGUUUCACAGAAAGAGAAAAGAAGAAAACGAAUGGACUCAACCGACAGUGAGGAUUCAGUAAAAGAUCACAAAGAUUCACGGAACGAAAAAAGAAGGAAACGUGCAGACUCUUCCAGUAGUGAUGAUUCGGUGGAAGAUCGCAAGGAUUCACGAGACGGGAGGAAAAGAAAACGAUCGGUUUCUUCUGAUAGUGAUGACUCGGUAAAAGAUCGUAAGUCUUCUCGUGAUGACAGAAAAGGCUCGAAACAUGACCAUGUCCAUGAUAGAAAAAGUAAAGACUCAACUAGUGAACGUGAUCGCAAUCGGGACCGGGAUCGGGAUCGUGAUCGUUCACAUGCUAGUGGACGUGAUCGUGAACGUGAGCAUGAUCAUAGUCGUCGAAGUGCACGCGAUCGUGAUCGUAAAGCAACACAUGAUGACCACAGAAGUUCCAGAAGCGAAGGUUAUCAUGCUAAAAAAAGAAGAGGAUCAGACUCUCAUAGUGGGAAUGAUCACCGAGACUCGCGCGAUGAUAGAAGAAGUACCAGACACGAAAAUUCCCAUUCAAGAAGAAGAAGUAGAUCUCCUUAA